AUAAACAGCUCCUCCCAUGUGUUGGGGUGGAGUUGCAGAUACCUGACCUUCAUUUACAUCAUCAAAAACCAGCUUCUCACCUUCACUCACACUUAUAUCUACACUAUGGAAGGACUCUUUGUGGUUAUUGGUAUAGCUGCAGGAGCAGUCUUUAGUGUCGUCUCGGUUCCUGCUGUUCUUGGCUUCAUUGGUUUCAAAUCAAUAGGGAUAGCAGCAGGAACGCUGGCUGCCAAAAUGAUGUCGUGGAUUGCAGUUCUAAAUGGAGGAGGGGUACCAGCAGGGAGUCUGGUGGCUCUUCUACAGUCAAUAGCGAUGGGUGGUCUGUCAAUGGCUGCCAAGGUUAUCUUGGCCGGAGCUGGAGGAGCAGUUGGAUGGUUGUUAUUAACCAUUUUUCGCUAGUAUGGAACCCACUGAAGGUUUACGUCACCCAGAAUGAUGCAUCCUCACCAUUCAUGUCCACAUUUUAAUGGAUUGAGUGACCGCCACAUCACACCAAAGGAGACAAGUGUGUAAAUCACACAUCAAGUUUGUUUGUCAUUCCAGGUCCUUAUAGAUUUAAUGUUUCUUCAUUAUUCUGCCAGGUUUCGCAAAUGCUCCAGAUUUACCUUAACCCAUGAAGACCCAGUGCUACUUUUGCGGCAGUUCCCAAAUGAAUUUUUCUCUAUCUUUAACCUCUCUUUAGUAAUUUGCCACCAUUUAUUCUAAUAUUAUACUAUAUAUUUUGCAUUUUUAAGUGAAGAUCAGGUAUUUUCUGAUAUUUAAUUUACUGAUUGUGUAAAUGUUCGUUUAAACUCAAAUUAAAGUUGAGGGUUAUU
Messenger RNA from Sphaeramia orbicularis (orbiculate cardinalfish), 815 nucleotides. RefSeq names its product interferon alpha-inducible protein 27-like protein 2. Bases 106 to 399 code for a protein of 97 amino acids. Lineage: Eukaryota; Metazoa; Chordata; Actinopteri; Kurtiformes; Apogonidae. Gene Ontology annotation, biological process: release of cytochrome c from mitochondria; intrinsic apoptotic signaling pathway. Gene Ontology annotation, cellular component: mitochondrial membrane. The transcript has 4 exons. The record is from RefSeq and is a predicted model, not a curated record.